This is a messenger RNA of Acanthocheilonema viteae, 1230 nucleotides long. NCBI's taxonomy places the organism in Eukaryota, Metazoa, Nematoda, Chromadorea, Rhabditida, Onchocercidae. The record is from the annotation of a GenBank genome assembly.
AUGAUUAUUUUGAUCAUUAAGCAAACGAUAACAACUCAGAAAAAGUUAGCGAUAGCCGGUAGUGAUCUCGAAUUGGAUAAGCAUAUGGUCAUUGAGGUUAAAAAAGAACAGAAUGGUUCGAAGGAUUUGAAGAGGUCAGAAAGUAAUAAAGAACGGGAAGCUGCGCCAAAAGUAGAAAGUAAGCAAAUGGAUGAGAAGGAUAAAGUGGACAAAGAAGAUGGGAAGAAAGAAAAAAGUGAUGGAAAAGAAGAAAAAAGUGGGAAGAAGAAAAGGAAAAGUGGGAAAAAGGAAGAGAAAAGUGAGAAGAAGGAAAGGAAAAGUGGGAGGAAGGAAAGGAAAAGUGGGAAGAAGGAAAGGAAAAGUGGGAAAAAGGAAGAAGAAAGUGAGAAGAAGGAAGAGGAGGAUGAAAAUAAGAAGGAGAAGAGUGAAAAGAAGAAAGAGAAAGGUGAAAAAGGGGAAAAGAAAGAGAUGAAAGAAGCCUCAGUGAAGGAAGAAGGUGAUAAGAAGACGGAGAAGGAUGAGAUGGAAGGAAGCAAAAAAAGUAAGAAAGAGAGCGAUAAGAAGUCUGAUGAAAAGGAAAGUAAGGGAAGUGAGGCUGGCAAGGAUAUUGCCGUUGGAAAAGAAAGUGAAAAUAAGGAAAGUUCAAAGAAGGAAGAAGAGGAGAAGGAGAUGGGACAAAAGAAAGAAGAGGGGGAGAAGGAGGAAAAGAAGGAAGAAAUUAAGGAAGAUAAGGAGGAAGAGGAUAAAAAGGAAGGUGAGAAAGAGGGAGAAGGAAAGGAUGAUAAGAAGGAGGGUGAGAAGGAAGAGGAUGAGAAGAAAAAGGAGGAGGAAAAAGAAGAGGAUGAGAAGAAAAAGGAGGAGGAAAAGGAAGAGGAGGAGAAAAAAGAGCAGGAAAAAAAGAAGGAAGAAGUAACGUUUGAACCGAAAGAGCUUAAGUUCACAGAGAAUGGCGGCACAGUAAAGUUUACCACUAAGAAUACUUCUGACAAACGACAAGCCAUUAAGAUAAAAUGUUCGGACAACGAGAUAUAUCGAGUAAAUCCAGUGUUUUCCUUUGUGGAACCAGGCGCAGAACAAACUGUUGAAGUGAUACGACAAGCUGGUAAUCCAAAGAUCGACAAACUCGUACUCGUACAUACACCGGCAGAAGAAGGCGAAACGGAUGCUCCACCCCUGUUCAAGAGACCAAUUACCUAUUCGAAUUUUACAAUUCCAAUGCUAGUGGCAUGA